UGUUUUUUUUCCCACUGACUGACACACGGCAACUUUCGAACAGGAAACCUAUCAGACGCCUCGCCUGUCGUUUUCUCCAUAUUUGUGGGACCUUGAUUGACAGGUGCGGGCCCCCUGCUGUUGCGGUAUGGACGCCGAAGAUGCCCACUUCGGGCGGGGUGUGUUCGGGGCUCAGUGCUCUAACCCAGCCAUGAGCAUCAUCGGGGCUGAGGAUGAGGAUUUCGAGAACGAUCUGAAUGACGUGGUGGAUGACCAGUGUAAACACUUCAACAAUAUAGAGCAGUUGAAGGAUCGGCCCACCCACCUGCUGGUCUUCAUGCAACAUGUCAUUCUACAGUUUGACCCUGCUCCAAUGCUGUGUUACCUCCAUGCUGACCUCUUCAAGAACCUCAGUGCCAAAGAGACCAAGAAGCAGUUUGUGGAGUUCUACAACAGCUUCUUGGAUAAGGGUGCUACUCUCAAAGUGACAGUACCACCUAAUGUAGCUUCUGAAUUGGACCGGACUCGUCCAGAUCUGCUCACCGAUGACGUCCAACGGCGCUAUGCCCAGGAGGUCCAGAGUACACUGGCUGCCGAAGUGGCGAAACAGCUGGAAGACUUCAGGCAGAAGAGAAUGAUGGGCAUGACCCCCAACGAGGCUGAGCUGAACGACGUGGAUAGCCACUAUCCCACUGACCGCAUCCCUAGGGAGAUGAAGGAGAAGUCUGUAGCCGAGACCCUGCUGGACAAGAUGUCUGAGACACAACUUACAAUUGUCCCGGACGAGGACAAAUGCCAAUCCAUCUUUUCAGCGGUGGUCUUCUACAUGAAGCACCUUGGGGUUAAAACCAGGGCAGUUGACAGUAAGAAGUCCAGAGGAGGCUUCUUCAGGAGACAGCUGGUAAAGAAUAAGAAGGAUGAAUCCACAAAGACCAAGCCCAGGGGGGGCUUUCCCGGCAUCCCCAGCUGGAUUGGCGGCAACCCUGAGGUCAAACCUAAAACGGAAACUGAAGCGGAUAAGGAGAAAGUAGGUCAGGAGCGUAAGGGUCCAGCUCCCGGCAGAGGCUCCUUGACCGACCCUGCGGCCCCUUCUGUCGGCAGCAGGAAGUCAGGUUCCAGUGGAGGUCCCGCCUCCCUGCCUGGGUUAGAGGUCAGCGAUGGCUCAGGCAACAACAUCAACAUUACCAACAACCCAGAGUCUUCACACACCGAUGGCCUCUCAAGCAAUCGCUUAGAGCACCCAACCUCAUCAGACCGGGGUGAGGUGUCUCCUGUUGGGCUGGUAGGUGGGUUGAUCGCUGGGGAGUCCGUCUUUCCCAGCGACACUCCCACAGAGGAGAAUCUGGAGAAAGACAGACGGAAGACAAGUAGGAAAGUGGCACGUAGUGAGAGUGCUCGCGUGGACAGGCACUCCUCUCGGCGCCGCGGCUCUACCCGGGUCAAACAGUCCCGUUCCCGUAGUGAUGUGGAUCUCCAGCAGCCGAUUUCUUCCACGACAACAUCACCUGCCCCCCUCACUCCCCAGCACCUCCAUCCUAUUGAAGGGCCAAGUUUAGUUUUUGAGGGGCCUGGCCCCUCCCCCACCAGUCCCUCCCCACAGCUGGAGGAGAUGGACCCGCGCUUCCAAGAGUUGGAGCAGGACCCGCCCAAUUGGAGGGAGCUGGCCCCCUCUGAAGUCCUGUCCAGCCUCAGCAAGAAGGAGACCAAGAGGCAGGAGGUCAUCAAUGAGUUGUUUGCUACAGAGCAUGCUCAUGUGCGGAUGCUAAGUGUCCUUCAGACGGUCUUCUCCAAGCCGUUGGAGAGGGACGAACUCCUGACCUCCACUGAGCUGGCCGCCAUUUUCCCUAACCUGGAAGAGAUCAUUGAAAUGCACUAUACCUUCUAUGAGAACCUGAAGAAACUGCGUUUGGAAGAUGGCUUUAUAGUCAAAUCCAUCAGCACCACAGUACUCAACAGAUUUGGUGGUCAUGAGGGGGAAUGGUUCCAAAAACUGACAGCUCGAUUCUGCAGUCACCAGUCGUGGGCCCUGGACCAGAUCAAGAGCAGGCAGAGGAAAGAGCCACGCUUCAACUCUUUCAUACUGGAGGCAGAGAGUAAGCCCCAAUGCCGCAGGCUGCAGCUCAAGGACAUCAUUCCCAUAGAGAUGCAGAGACUGACCAAGUACCCGCUGCUGCUGGAGAAUAUUGCGAAGAACACAGAGGACCCGACAGAGAAGGAGGACAUCCAGCAGAGCGCAGAAUGCUGCAGAAAGAUCCUCAACCAUGUCAAUGAGGAGGUCAAAGUGAUGGAGAACCUAUUGACUCUGAAGGACUACCAGCGCAGACUGGACACAUCAGGGCUCAAACCAAGCAAUGAGCUUUAUACUGAAUAUAAGAACAUUGACCUGACUCAGAAGAAGAUGCUUUAUGAAGGCCCUCUGACUUGGAGAGUCACCAAGGAGAAGGCAAUUGAGGUGCAGUGUGUGUUGCUUGGGGACCUGCUGGUGCUCCUGCAGAAGCAGGAUGACAAGAUGGUCCUCAAAUGUCAGAGCAAAAGUAACAUUGCCGUGCAGGAAGGCAAGCAAAUGCUGAGCCCCAUUAUCAAGCUGGACUCGGUUUUCCUUCGUGAGGUGGCCACAGAUCGAAAGGCCUUUUAUGUUAUAUUUACUUGGGACAGCGGUGCUCAGAUCUAUGAACUGGUGGCUCAGUCUCUUGGAGAGAGGAAAACCUGGACUGAAGUGAUAAAGUCAGCAGUGGAUGAUCUGAAGAAGAGUGGAGCACCCAUGAAGUUGCCACUGCCUCCUGGAGCUGGAGGAGCCCCGUUCAGUCCAACGCUGACUGCCCCUCUGAGCCCGACUGAGAAUGGAGGUUUGAAAAGCAGCAGUGAUCGAGAUAAGGACAGCUUGACGGAUGAGAAGUCGACAGACCCCAGGCACACGCUGAUUGAUUUCCUGUCAGAUAAAGGCUUUGACUUGAUAGGCCACUCCAACAGCGAUCAGGAGAAGGUGGCCAAUAAUGCUUUGGAUGAAGUCAUGUCGCUAAAAAGGCUGUUGGUCGGAAGCAUCAGUCUAUCAGAAGACUCACAACCUGAUGAAGAAAACGGAGAGGAGCAAUCAGAGAGGCCCAGUCUAGACACGGAUAGCUGUCAGUCAACAGAACACAGUCAGACAACAGACAGAGGAGCGGAGGAGGAGAAUGAGAACUCUUGUGAAAAAGAAGGUGCAGGGACGAAGGGAGAGGAAGAGAAGAGCAUCAGUGCACCCCUGGUGUUGUCCCAGGAGAGGAUGGAGGAAGUAUGCAGGAGGCUUCACAGUCUGGAGGAACAACUAAAAAGACUACAGACCGUAGAAGAGGAGCACCACAGGCUACAGGAGGCCCUUUCCAAGUUCUCACUGGAGGGGGGUAACUUCCAGUAAGACACCAUCACGCCACCUGCUGGUCACUAUAGAUUCUUACUUGUGGCGGUUUGGAGUGCAAGAGUGACUUUCAGAGGUUUUCCUGGAAAUACCUAAACCCUCAUAAGUCAUGCCUGGGACCCUUGCUGCAUUAUUCGUGUCACAGCUUUUUGCAGCCAUGCGGGAAAAUGUUCUGCCUGACGGAGGGGGGAGGGAGGGCUUUGUGGACAGUGCAGUGGUUCAGUGAUGGAACAUGGGAGGUGUGUGCAUGUGUAUGUGUGUCUGUUUGCGUGCAUGCUUGUUAGAGAGGUAUACAAAGAAAAGAAAAAAAAAAAAAACGAGACAUCCUACUUUUGAGUGGGAUGUUGUUUUUGCAAAGAAAGAUGCCCAAAAAAAAAAAAAGAAGCAAUAUUUUUGCCGUGAGAGAGAUGCUGCCUAACAAAAUGUAGUGAUUACGAUCUGCUGUAACACACAUACGCACACCAGAGACAUGCACGCUAGGAAAUAAUUUACAUUAUUGCAAAUAGCAGAUGUAUAGUAAAGGAGGAAUCUUAUGUUUGCCUGCCAAGUUAGCUGUACCAGACAGAAGCCUCAAGAGGCCAAUGUAGCUGUACCAAUGUGUUUUGAAGAUGUAUUGAAAUACUACUGCUGAUAUACUGUAUAGUGUUAUUUCUAGUCUAUGCCAAAGUACAACAGAGAUGCACUUUUUUUCUGAUCUAAAAACUAGUUCAAAACACACUCAGUAUAUUGCAAAAUUUAUUACUUUUACACUAUAUUCAGUAUAGUUUUUGAACAGUUUAUAUAGGCGGCCUUCAUUUUGGAAACUGCAUGCAUUAAAGUGUGUGUAUGUGUGUUACAAAGUUUUUAAUUAAGAACAUAUUUGUUUGGAGGGUUCUUACUGUAAUUACGUCACAUAGAAACAUUUAUAAAUAGUGGCACUAUAGCUAAUCAUGCUGUUAAUAAUGGAGACUUGUUUGUAUUUACUGCUUUUAUUUAUUCCUCUGAGUCCUGUUAGGUCAGUGAGUUGUCAAAGACAAAAAGAUAGAGCAAUGUGUGAGAGAUGGAUGAGACAAAAAAAAGGCAAACUUAAGAAUGUGUAAUAGAGAUCAAAGUAGUGAGUGAAGAAGAGUGAUGUAAGGACGGGGAGUGAGUUUAGAGGUUGUUGUUUAUUUGAAGCCAGCGUGAACCAGACGGUCGUGAGAAUGUGUGUGGAAAAACAAGAGAUUAGGAUUUGUGUUGUCUGUACUGAAGAAGGAAAAAAAAAAAGCAGAAUUUGAGUAGGUCAGUGUACACAGACACACAGAGAUGAUGCACACACACACACACAUACACCUACAACCACUGAGGGCCAAGUGCUACAGAAGUGUUCACAAAGGUCAGUCAGUGCCAGCAUCAUUUCUGCUAGCAUGUUCGAUUGAAAUUUUUUUGCCGUGUCAGCUUCACCUAGUAAAGUUUUACAGCUCCUGAUCCAAAACAUGGACUUAAGUUGGGUUUAUAAAUUGUAUAUGACAUUAGAUACACGUUAUUAGAAAAAGAUUCUAUUCUUCCUUCGUAGCAGUAUUUGUAUCAAAAUUGAGCUGUCUUUGUAUUUUAUUCAGCAGUUGAUUGUAAUUAUAAUUAUGAUGAUAUAAUUUCUGAGUAGUGGCAUAACUGUGGCCGUGCACACAGGACCAAAGACGUAACAAAGCACCGUUAGAUCCUCAUUAGAGCUGUAAUAUUCUUCAUGACAUGCCUCUCCUGUAUAGAUGAUCACCUAUGCAGCCUGCAGCUGGCUGCUUUUCCUCUCUCCAAACUCCCAACGUGCCAGUGAAGUUAAGUGAAGGGAUUUCAAAAUCACAUAGAAGAAUGAGGCAUCAGUUGUCAUAAAUAAACUGGUUUUGAUUCUCUGAUGAAUGUAAAAGUGAAUAACAAGAUGAAGAAUGUUGGAUUGCCCUAGCCUUAUUAUGACCAAACUUGCAUACACUUAAGGGGUGAAAGGAAUGUUUUCAUUAGCAAAAAUUAUUGAAAAAGUUGUCUUCAGUACCUGUUUGGGUCUGUGUGAGUAAAAGCCAGUGUGACUGCCACAAACUCUGCUGUUCUGAUCUGCAAAGAGGACUAGAGACCAAGCACUGUUAACCCCUCUGGUACAAAAUUGAACACAUGGGACCUGUUAAAGAAGCAGACAAGGACAAUGAAGCCUGAUAAAGAUACAAAAGAAACAUCGAAGGCUCGGAAUAAGGAAAGCUGCAGGCUUAUUCUGACGUCGCUCUUACCAGUACUGUAAUUAUGAUCACUUCCUGAUAUGCAUUCUCAUUGUUGUUGCCACAACAACAAAAGCCCACUAUGACCCUACUGAACCUCAGUAUGAAAUUAUGCAAAUCAUGGUGCCAUUAGUCAUUUGUCACAAGUUGCUAAAUAAGUACAUGUUUGAACAUUACUGCCAUCUUAUGAUGCGUCUUCCUCUUAGAAACUGUACAUAAACGUUUGCUUGAAGGAAAAAAAUGUUUAAAAAAAAACUAUAAAAUAAUCUCCCCCUCCCUCCCCCUUUGUGUUUUUAAAGCUUAUUAGCUACAUACACCUCUCGAUAACACCCUAACCUCUUGUAAUAGCAUGAUCACCUCUCCUACCGCACAGCUUUACCAUAUGUUGUGUAUUUCAUUUGAUUUACUUUAACGGGUCGGGGAGGUUUUUGUUACUGCUUUUUGUUUCGUUUUUUUGGUCAAUGUUUAUCAAAGAAGCUUUUGUAAUUAUGUACUAUGCAUUUGGCUGUAACGGUGAGAGAGACAGGUCUGUAACUUGUCUACGCAUGAGUGAACUGAACAAUUAUGCAAAUAUUGUAUCCAUGACGUUGUCUUUGGGGGGUUCAUACCCUCUCUCUCUGUGCUGUGACUCUCCAGCUCACCAAUGGGAAACAUUUAAAGAUAUCAUCUCAUCCAGGGAUUUUUUUUUUUUAACUAUUAAAGUGCAGCAGGUGAAUCCCAGUUGACACCAGCUUACCGCGAUACCAGUGAUACUUUGCAGCGACUACCACAGGCACUUACCGCUCUCUCUCGUCCAGAUGCUUUCCCUCAUGUAUGCUAUAUACAAAUACUGAGAUGUAUAGAAAAUGUAUUUAUAGAUCGGUGCCUUGCUUUGACAAUCAUGUUGUUUUCUUCAUAAAGGGCUCUUAAGUCUACAAACACAAUCAGUUGUUUUGGUUGGGCUGUCUUUCACGGAGGACGGCGAAAUUGACCUCAGAGAGUAAGAGACAAUGACCAAAUGACUAAUAAGAAUUGCAACAUCAUGCCAGGAAUUUAGGUUUUUAUGUCCAUCUCCUUUACAGCAAUAAGAUUUGAGCCCUCCACCAACUCUGCCAGCCAGUCAGUGCCCUGUAUAAAAAAGACACUGCUCCUUGUCAUACAGACAUCUGCUAUCUUGUCUAUCUAUAAACAAUGAAUAUACAAGAACUAUACUGUGUAUUUGGGUUUUGAUUUUAUUGUGUAAGAGGCUCUUACAAUGAUGUAUACUUAAGGAAAAUUGUGGUACGUUCUGUUUUUUAAUCUUCAUUUUUUAAAUAAAUUGGGGAAAUAAAUA
Molecule: messenger RNA, 6904 nt
Organism: Thunnus maccoyii (southern bluefin tuna)
Lineage: Eukaryota; Metazoa; Chordata; Actinopteri; Scombriformes; Scombridae
Gene: arhgef1
Product: Rho guanine nucleotide exchange factor (GEF) 1b
Exons: 33
Coding region: 128-3373 (1081 amino acids)
Biological process (GO): intracellular signal transduction; G protein-coupled receptor signaling pathway
Cellular component (GO): cytoplasm
Molecular function (GO): G protein-coupled receptor binding; guanyl-nucleotide exchange factor activity
Source: RefSeq, a predicted model, not a curated record